AUGCCACCGACAAAUCGACCACAUUCACCACGAAUAGUUAUCUACCAUCAAACCCAUUUCAAGGCAAAUGGAGAUUUCGCAUCGCUCCUACCGCUGGUCACUGAGAGCCCUGAUACUCUAGGGGUAACACAUAUCAUUAUUGCAGCUCUUCAUGUCAACGCUCAAGCAGGAGAUAUAACAUUGAAUGAUGACCCGCCGAAUGCCCCUAGGAAUGAGCAGUUAUGGGAGGAGCUUGCCAUCUUUCAAGACAUGGGCGUGAAAGUUCUUGGGAUGCUUGGUGGAGCUGCAAAAGGCACCUUCCAACGACUCGAUGGCAGUGAUUAUGAAUUUGGGCUCUACUAUCCUCCCCUCCGCAAUGUGAUUCGCCGUUACGCAUUCAAUGGCCUUGAUCUGGAUGUUGAAGAGCCAAUGUCGCUCGGAGGCAUCAUCCGACUGAUUGACUAUUUGAAGGCUGACUUCGGAGACUCCUUCUUAGUCACAUUUGCCCCUGUAGCCUUUGCUUUGCAGGGUAUGGAUCAUCUGUCAGGGUUCGACUAUGAAGCACUGGAGGUGAUGCGUGGACACCAAGUAGCAUGGUACAAUACCCAGUUCUACAAUAAUUGGGGCUGCUUGCAAUCUUUUGCCGACUAUGACGCCAUCUUAAGCAGAGGUUGGAAGCCCGAAAAGAUUGUAGUAGGUGUCUUGACUAAUCCAGGCCUUGGUCAUGGAUAUGUUGAUUAUGCUGAGCUACAACGAACCGUUGCAGCCCUUUCACAAUUCUAUCCGGGCUUUGGCGGCAUCAUGGGGUAA
Molecule: messenger RNA, 789 nt
Organism: Bacidia gigantensis
Lineage: Eukaryota; Fungi; Ascomycota; Lecanoromycetes; Lecanorales; Ramalinaceae
Exons: 1
Coding region: 1-789 (262 amino acids)
Biological process (GO): carbohydrate metabolic process
Source: RefSeq, a predicted model, not a curated record